This is a messenger RNA of Nicotiana tabacum (common tobacco), 963 nucleotides long. RefSeq lists its product as uncharacterized. NCBI's taxonomy places the organism in Eukaryota, Viridiplantae, Streptophyta, Magnoliopsida, Solanales, Solanaceae. The record is from RefSeq and is a predicted model, not a curated record.
AUGGCUAUCCUUGAUCCAAACAAUUAUUCUGGAGUUGAAUUGACUGAUUCAACUCAUGUCGCCGGUACUGAUCCCGGAGUCAACCCUAGCUGCCCAUUUUACAUGCAUCCAUCGGAUAAUCCUGGUGCGAUGUUGGUGACAGCUCCGUUCAAUGGCGUUGGAUACCGAUCCUGGAGAAGAAGCGUUCUUAGAGCCCUCUCAGUCAAAAAUAAAAUAGGAUUCAUCACUGGCGAGUACAAACGACCAGACCUAGAUUCUCCGCAAUUUCGUCAGUGGGAAAGGUGUGACGAUAUGGUAACCUCAUGGAUCCUGAAUUCUCUGUGUAAGGAAAUCGCUGAUAGUGUUGAGUAUGCUAAUAAUGCUUUUGAAUUUUGGAGAGAGUUGGAAGAUAGGUACGACCAGACUAACAGUACCAAAUUGUAUCAAAUCCAAAAGGAAAUUAAUGAUCUAGCUCAGGGAACCCUUGAUGUUACUGGAUAUUAUACAAAAAUGAAGAAGCUUUGGGAAGAAUUGAGCAUGAUAAAUGCCAAGUCACAGUGUAGUUGUCAAUGCACUUGUGGGGCUAAAGAGAAUAUGCACAAGGCUGAACAAGAUAGAAGACUCAUUCAGUUUCUCAUGGGUUUGAACGAAGUGUAUACCACAGUGCGAGGUAGUAUACUCAUGAUGAAUCCACUGCCUUCCAUGGCACAGGCCUUCUCCUUGUUAAUUCAGGAAGAAAAACAGCGAGAAGUGAAGCCACAUAAUCAACUCAUGCUCGACUCUGCUUCUUUGAAUGCUAAUGUAACUUCACACAACAGCUUCAACAACAGAACACCUGUAUAUAACAAUUUCAGAACCAACUACUCUCCAAACAAUCCCUCCACGAGUACUAGACCUCGCCCCUUCUGUGAUUACUGCAAACGUGCUGGCCAUACUAGAGAGAAAUGCUUCAAACUCCAUGGCUAUCCGCAGGAUUUCAAUUAA